This is a messenger RNA of Ahaetulla prasina, 1409 nucleotides long. RefSeq lists its product as uncharacterized. The record is from RefSeq and is a predicted model, not a curated record. The transcript is spliced from 6 exons. The coding region runs from base 1 to 1080 and encodes 359 amino acids. Lineage: Eukaryota; Metazoa; Chordata; Lepidosauria; Squamata; Colubridae.
AUGGCAGGAAUCAGCCACCACAGCAACAACUCACACCGGCCCACUCGGCCGCGGGAUGGGAAGCUGGCUGUCCUGUUUAGGGGGCAGGUGGGCCAAGGGCCAGCCAGAGGAUGCUGGAGGAGGGGGGAUUUGGCCCUGGGGACCCUUUGCCUGCUCCUGCUGACCCUUCUUGGUCCUCUCAGCAGCCUCCCCAGGAAGAGAGAAGAGAGAGAAGAUGCAAGGACGCCGCCCUCGCCUUCCCCGCCGCCUUCGCCUCCCCCGGCCUCGGGCUCGGGCUCCCUCGACUUCGCAGCCCCGCCGCCUUCGGCCACCCAGCCCGCGGGGCGGGCACUGGGCACCGCGCUCAGCCUGGAGGCGCUGCAAGAGCGGCUGGAGGCGCUAAAGGCGCUGCAAGGCCAGUACCUCCGGGGGCAACUGAGGAUCCGACGCACCUGCCGGGACUUCCCGCGCGCCCUGCGCGCCCUCAGCCUGCAGAUCUGCCGCAGCCGCCGGAGACUCAUCCGCGCUGAGGUCCGCCUGCAGCGCCGGGAAACGGAAGGCGCUUUUCCCAACCGCCCCUCGCCGCCUCCGUCCGAGUUGCUGGCCUUGGCAUCAUCGCGCCAGGGGUUCUCCGCCGCCGCCGCCUCCCUCUCCGGCUGCUCCCUGCUGCUGCUGCCCGCGCCCCCGCCGCCGCCCGCCCCGCCGCCGCUCCCACCGCACCUGCCCGAUCUGCACGAGGCGCUGGAGACCUUCCUGGAGCGCCAGGAGCGUCACCUCCACGACCGGCAGAGAGACUACCGGAGCUGCCAGGAGUGUCUCCGCUCAAUCAAGACGCUACGCGGCCAAUUGCGCCGAGUGCGGAGCCGGCUGUGGAGGGUGGAGGCGGAGCUGGGCCUCCAGGUGCCCCCGCGCGAGCUCUCCGUGGAAGACCAGGACGAGGAGGACGAGGACGAGGAGGAUGGCCCUCCCUGGUUGCCCCCCGCGCUGCCGGCUGCCAGGAGGGUAGAGGCGAGGGGCCCGAGCGCCCAGAACGUGCCCCCGGUGGGGGAGCCACCGAUCUCCGGCCGGCUGCUGAAGGCAGAAGUCACUGCCUGCCCUUAAUAAAGCUUUCAGAAAGUCUUCUGCUGUCGAAGCCACAGCGCGGGUGGGGGGCUUCUUUUAAAGGCACCCCAAAAGAAGAGGGAGGGGCUUUGGUUUGGCGACCCCCAGAAAGAGAUGGGGUGGGCUUCCUGCGAGUAAUGCCAAUGUUAGUGGCUGGUCUGGAACCUCCAUCUAUCCCCAGAGAUGUUCCCAGUUCCUGAAAGCUAAAACUGCCUUCAAUUUUACUGUUUGUGUACUAAUUAAAAUCUUUAUAGCCUCCCCAACACAGACGGGUAAAAAUUCACUGGGGGGCAGGGAGCCCAAGGGAUUAACUCAAAGGUGCUUUUUCA